GUUUUUAGGUUUGUGUCGUGAAAAAAACUCGGAAGCUGCAUGGCUGCGUUCGUUCCUUGGUGUUGGUGGAAUCUCUCUCUCUGACUAUGCUGUGUCUCUUUCCCAGGACCGCGCGAAACACGUAAAUCCCCUUCAAACACAACACAAAAACGCAGUGUUUCCACCAUCUCUAUCUCUAUCUCUAUAUAUACCCUCACAACCAAACAUCCCCAUUCCCUCUCUAACCCUAUCUAAUCUGUCUUCUCUUACAUUCCAUUCUCCACCACACAUUCAAUUUUAAACCUCUGGGCGUGGCUAGCUUCAACCUUUAACAUUAACAUGGCCAUUCCCUACCCCCAUUUCAUCGCCACCGAGAAAGCCGCCAUGGACGCCGGCCUCCUCCACCCCUCCUCCCCCUCCGUCAUCCUCACCCAAGACGAUUUGAAGAAAAUCGCCGCCUACAAGGCCGUCGAGUACGUGGAGUCCGGCAUGGUCCUCGGCCUAGGCACCGGCUCCACCGCCAAGCAUGCCGUCGACCGCAUCGGCGAGCUCCUCCGCCAGGGCAAGCUCAAGGACAUCGUCGGAAUCCCCACCUCCACAAAAACCCACGAACAAGCCCUCUCCCUCGGGAUCCCCCUCUCCGAUCUCGACGCCCACCCCGCCAUCGAUCUCGCCAUCGACGGCGCCGACGAGGUCGACCCCUUCCUCAACCUCGUCAAGGGCCGUGGCGGCUCCCUCCUCCGAGAAAAAAUGGUCGAAGGCGCAUGCAAGAAGUUCAUCGUCAUCGUUGAUGAGUCCAAGCUCGUAAACUAUUUGGGGGGUAGUGGGUUGGCCAUGCCCGUUGAGGUUAUUAAGUUCUGUUGGAGGUUCACCGCGGCGAGGUUGCAGAAGCUUUUUGAGGAGGCUGGGUGCGUUGCCAGGCUCAGAACUUUUGGGGAGAAGGAGAAGGAGGAGCCUUAUGUGACGGAUAAUGGGAACUUUAUUGUGGAUUUGUAUUUCGAGAGGAGUAUUGGGGAUUUGAAGGCUGCUAGUGAUGCUAUUUUGCAGCUUGCUGGGGUUGUGGAGCAUGGCAUGUUUCUUGAUAUGGCUACCACUGUUAUUGUUGCAGGGGAACUCGGGUUGACGGUCAAGAACAAGUAGUUGUUGUUGGUGGUUAGGAGAAUGAAGGUAGGUUAAUUGGCCAAGGUUGACAUGGGGUUUCUAAGUUCUAUCUAACCCAUUUGUAUGGUGUAGUAGUAAAAAAGGUUUUAAUCCAGGGGUAAAGGGGGAUUUUGAUUAAAUCCUUUUGUUAUUCAAUACAGUUGUUGGAGAAAGUUUAUAAGUUCUCCGGUAGUUUUGUUUUGUUUUUUUUAGGGGCGGGGGGAUUUAGUUUGAGCAAGCAGAAAGCAAAAUGGAGAGAUGAGUAUUAAUCUCAUGCAAUGACUGUUGUGUGGCGUUGAAUCGAUUGUCCGCACAAUUUGUUGUUCAUUUGACAGACAGUGUUUAACAUAUUGAAUCUAUCUAUCUAAUUCAAUUUUUCAUAGCCUUCCCCUUU
Messenger RNA from Glycine soja, 1513 nucleotides. RefSeq names its product probable ribose-5-phosphate isomerase 2. Gene Ontology annotation, molecular function: ribose-5-phosphate isomerase activity. Gene Ontology annotation, biological process: pentose-phosphate shunt, non-oxidative branch. The transcript has a single exon. Bases 319 to 1119 code for a protein of 266 amino acids. Lineage: Eukaryota; Viridiplantae; Streptophyta; Magnoliopsida; Fabales; Fabaceae. The record is from RefSeq and is a predicted model, not a curated record.